Molecule: messenger RNA, 3923 nt
Organism: Octodon degus (degu)
Lineage: Eukaryota; Metazoa; Chordata; Mammalia; Rodentia; Octodontidae
Product: zinc finger protein 419-like
Exons: 5
Coding region: 221-2143 (640 amino acids)
Biological process (GO): regulation of DNA-templated transcription
Source: RefSeq, a predicted model, not a curated record
CACACCUGGCGGCGGUCAUCUUGGUCUCUGCUGUCUGUCUGCAGCAAGCGAUUUUUCAGCGGUUAGAGGAGCGCGAUUUCGAGUGAUCGGGAAGACUGCAGAGCCAGUAUUGUCCCCGCGGACGGAGUCGGUUCUGAGGGUGACCGAGGGCGCUGCUUUGUGACAGCAGUUACGGCGGCCGAGUCCGUCUCUUCUGGCUUUACCCCACCUACAGGCUUUGAUGGUGACGCUUGCCCGGAACGACCCGGUUCAGGUCCCUAUGGGUGCAGAAGUGUUUACUCACCAUGCACAGGGCAGUGUGACCUUUGGGGAUGUGGCUGUGGACUUUUCCUGGGAAGAGUGGAAGCUUCUUGAUGAAACACAGAGACUCCUGUACUUGGAUGUGAUGCUGGAGAACAUUGCCCUCGUGGCCUCACUGGGACUUAUAUCUUCCCGGAUUCAUGUUGUACAACUGGAGGUGGGGGAACAGACCCAGGUGCCUGACACGGCUGACUUUACUCCAGUCGUCUCGAAGGAUACUGGCUCUGGUUGUUUGUUUUCAAUGGAAGUUGAGGCAUCUUCUCAAAGAGGGUCACAAGUCAAGGCUCUGAAUGCAAGUACUGCUGCCCAGAAGGUUUACCCUUGUGAGGUGUGUGGCCCAGUGGUGAAGGACAUUUUGUCUUUGGGUGAGCAUCAGAAAAUACAUCCUGGGCAGAACCUGCACACAUGCGAGGCCUGUGGAAGACAGCUGUGGUUCUUUACAGAUGUCCUUCAGCAGCACAUUCAGGAGCAGCGCAUUGAAGAGAAAGAUGUCAGGAGGUGUGAGGAGACAGCUGUGUUUGUUAACAGCUCUCCAGCACACACCUCAGUGAGUUCCUUUAUGUGCAUAGAUGGUGAUGAGGAUCCCCUGGGCAGUUCGAGUCACCUACAGCACCAGGCCAGGGGUAAUGAAGGAAAUCCAUACACAAUCACUAGCUACAGCACAGCCUUUCAAACUAAGGAAAGACUUUAUGAGUGCAACGAAUGUGGGAAAUUCUUUAGUCACAAAAUUGCACUUGUUUGGCACCAGAGAAUCCACAGAGAAGUGACUGAAAGUGAGAAUAUCCUUAGUGCAGACCCUGUCCUUAUUGCACAUCCGAGAGUUCAUACCGGUGAGAAGCCAUGUGAGUACGAUGAACAGGGGAAGUUCUUUAGCCAAAGCUCCAGCCUCAUCCUACACCAGUGGGUUCACUCUGCUUUAAAGCCUUAUCAAUGCAAUGAAUGUGGAAAAGCCUUCAGAUGCAAAUCCAGGCUUGUUCAGCAUCAGAGAAUCCACACUGGAGAAAGGCCUUUUGAGUGUACAAAAUGUGGAAAAUUCUUUAGACAGAGUUCUGUCUUUAUUGAACACCAGAGAGUUCACACUGAAGCAAAACCUUAUCAGUGCAAUGAGUGUGGGAAAUUCUUUAGGAGUAAAGUAACACUGGUUCGACACCAUAAACUCCACACAGGUGAAAAGCCUUACGAGUGCAGUGAAUGUGGGAAGUCAUUUAUUCAGAGCUCUUACCUUACUGCACAUAUGAGAGUUCACACUGGAGAAAAGCCUUAUGCGUGCAGUGAAUGUGGAAAAGCCUUUAGAAUCAAAAACAAACUUGUUAGGCACCAGAGAAUCCACACUGGAGAAAAGCCUUAUGAGUGCAAUGAGUGUGGGAAGUUCUUUAGAAGCAGAGUGAUACUUGUCCGGCACCAGAGAAUCCACACUGGAGAAAAGCCUUACGAGUGCAGUGAAUGUGGGAAGUUCUUCAGAGAAAGCUCCAGCCUUAUUUCACACCAGAGAGUUCACACUGGUGAAAAGCCGUAUGAGUGCACUGAAUGUGGGAAAUGCUUUAGCCAUAGAUCAAGCCUCAAUUUACACCAGCGAGUUCACACUGGAGCAAAACCUUAUGAGUGCCCUGAAUGUGGGAAAGCUUUCAGCCGUAAAGAUGGACUUGUUCAGCACCAGAGAAUCCACAGUGAAGAAAGGCCUUAUGAAUGUAGCAUAUGUGGGAAAUUCUUCAAGCAAAGCUCUGGACUCUUUGUACACCGGAGAAUCCACAGAGGAACAAGGCCUUAUCAGUGUAAUGAAUGUGGUAAAAAUUAUAGCAGGAGAUCCCACCUUGUUCAGCACAAGAAAUUUCACAUUGGAUAAAAGCCGCCUGAAUCAAACAAAAUUUGAGAAAGCCUGUAGCAAAAGCACCAUCCUAGUGUGUCAUAGAACAGAACAUUGGAAUAAGGCCUUAUGCAUGCAGCCGAUGUACGACAACCUAUAGCAGCCAACACAUACUUCUUCUACACUGGAGAAAGGACUUGAGUGUUGUGAAUAUGGCUGAAGCAUUUGUAUAAAACCUGAUCCAGCACCAGAAUAUUCACAUUAUAGAAAUUGUGCAACAGAUGUACGAAAUUUUUAAUGUAAAUCUCCAGACAUGUUCUGUACCAGCGGGUUCAUACUAAUGCAGAAUUUUAUGAAUGUAGCAACUCCAGAACAUCCUUUACAUGUAAAAUCAUAACUGUUGAGCACCAGAGAAUACACACUGGGAAAAGGAUUUAUGAGUACACUGAAUUGUGAAAUGGGUUUGGCAAAGCUGUAGCUGAAUUCACAUCUGAUAGAUGAGUUGGUUGAAUAUGAACAAUUUUUUAGCCAUGGCUCCAACUUCAUUUUACAACAGAAUUCAUAUAAAGCAAGACUUUAAUGAGUAUAAGAAAUGUAGGAAAACAUCUAGCCUUAAUCCAUAUUUCUUUAGGACUAGAGAAUCCAUACUAAAAAGUGGGACUUCUCAGUUCUAAAAAUGUGAAAAAUUAUUCAGGCCUAAGUGCGGCUUCAUUAAACAUUUUAGAAGUCAAUGCACAAGAGGAAAGUGCACUCACUGAAAAAUGUACCAGUCAAUGAUCCUAAUUCAUUUCCCACUGAGAAGAGCCUUAGGAGUAUAGAAGAUGUGCUAUCUGCUUAUUCAAUACAAGGACAGACAUUGGAGAAACACCCUGAGAAAUCAUCAGCCAAAUGUUAAAUCGUAGAUGUUGACAUCCACACUUAAGAUUCAGUAUAAUUAUGUGGGACAUUCUCAGGACUGCAUUGUACGUUCUAAUCCCAUCCAAGGCCCUGGUUGUGUCAGUGCCAGUACUUUUGGUUGAAGGCUCUUCACCUCUGCCACCUUGCAAGUACGAAUCAUAAACCCUAGUAUGCUCAGUGAGCACAUACUUUGGUGGCCUUUAUCCUAUCCCCUGGAGGCAAAUCACAAGUUGUCUAAGCAUAAUUAUAAUUGGGACUGAAGUACUGUAUGUGAGUAACAGUUGGGGUGACUAUAGCAAGCCCAAGAGUUACCCCAUGUAAAGGUGCUUCCAUAAAUACUCUAGUCCAGUCAUCAUAGCUCUGAGUGAUGAGGGUACACAGAUAUACUCAGGAUCAUUGGACUCAUGUAUUGCCUAUGGCCAUGGUGAUUGGCAAAACAAAUAAUGUAAAUGUUUCUGGCUUCCCAUAGCCUGCUUGGGCUAUUCACUUCAAGGUUUCCUGCGUUGGCAGGAAAGGGGAGCCAGAGAACAAAUCCUCUGGUCUAGAGAUAAAGACUUGUGUCUCAUGAGGCAAUGUCCUUCACUGUUAGUCUUCCUAAAGGAUGAAGAAAAUUAUAGUGGAGUCAAUAUGCUUAAGAAACCCAUCUGGUUUUUCAAGAGGACUUGAUCUACAUUUUUACAUGGAACCUUUUUUUGAUGACUUGAAGUAUGAUAUAAAUUAUAGACUUAAGAAGUCUUAACAUAUGUAAAAACCCAUGAAGCCACCCCAAGUAUGAAGAUACAGUGAUCAUCUGCAAAGCUACCUUGUGUACCCAUGUGCUCUUCUCAUCUUCCCUGGCUCCUCUCUAUGACUAGCAAUUUACUGUUAGUAUGAACUAAAUUGCUUUUCCUGAGAUUACACUUUUUUCUUUUCUUUUUUUUUU